AUGUCGAGUGAGCCGAGCCUGCCGGGGUCCUCACCCAGAGCUCCACGUCUUGGUGCCCAGAGGUCGUCCGGCGCGGUGACCAAGAAGGGGGAGCGUGCGGCCAAGGAGAAGCCGGCGACCGCCCUGCCGCCAGUGGGCGAGGAGGAGUCCAAAAACCCUGAGGAGUACCAGUGCUCCGGGGUCCUGGAGACCGACUUCGCCGAGCUCUGCGCGCGGUCGGGCUACACGGACUUCCCCAAAGUUGUCACUCGGCCCCGCCCCCACCCGACCUUCCUCCGCUCCGCGUCUAUGUCGGAAAAGCCCACCCUAGACGAUCAGCGGCUGUCGGCGUCCUGCAGCCUCAACAGCGUGGAGAGCAAGUACGCGUUCUUCAGACCCACCAUUCAGGUGGAGCUGGAGCAGGAGGACAACAAGGCGGUGAAGGAAAUCUAUAUCCGCGGUUGGAAGGUGGACGAUCGGAUUCUAGGUAUCUUCUCUAAAUGUCUGCCCCCCCUCAGCCAGCUGCAGGCCAUCAACUUCUGGAAGGUGGGGCUGACUGAUAAGACCCUGUCCACCUUCAUUGCCCUCCUGCCUCUCUGCUCAUCCACGCUCAGGAAGGUAUCUCUGGAGGGGAACCCGCUGCCCGAGCAGUCAUAUCACAAGCUCAUGGCGUUGGACAGCACGAUCGCGCACUUGUCCCUGCGAAACAACAACAUCGACGACCACGGGGCACAGCUCCUGGGCCAGGCGCUGUCCACGCUGCACAGAUGCAACCGGACUCUUGUCUCACUCAACCUGGGCUUCAACCACAUCGGGGACAAGGGCGCGGGCUACAUCGCGGAAGGUCUCCGAUUGAACCGCUCCCUGCUCUGGCUGUCCCUGGCCCACAACCGCAUCCAGGACAUGGGCGCCCUGAAGCUGGCUGAGGUCCUGCGCCCCUUCGAGCUGACGCACAGUGAGGUGGUAGAGCGCCGGCGCCUCCUGCUGGAGAAAGGGACGCAAGAGCGAUUGCGAUCGCCCUCUUCCUCUCGACAUGGGGACUUCCGUGAGAAGGGUCAGAUGAUGGGGGUCAGCAAUGUUACACUGGUGGACAAGACUGACAAGAUGCAGACAAUGAAAACCCCUAAGGGCCUGGGCAAGAAAAAGGAGAAGUCAGGGGAAGUGGUCAAGAAAGAAGAGAAGUCAGGGUCCGGGCAGUCACCCACACAAGGAACCCCUAAGAAAGAAGACACCACAAAGGCAGGCAAAGGGAAGGUAACCAUCCCUGAGCAGAAGCCAAACAAGGGAAAAGGGACCAAGAUUGGGACCAAAGAGAAGCGCAGCAUCCUCCUGGAGUCUGAGCUGGUUGCUGAAACUACUGAGAUGAUCAACCCUCUCCUGGAGCCUGUGGAGCACCGAGAUGGGAAAGUUUUUAUGCCUGGGAACAAGGUCCUUUUGCACCUCAACCUCCUCCGAAACCGCAUCACAGAGGUGGGGCUGGAGGGUUUCCUCACAGCAGUGCAGUACCAGGUGCAGUUCUCCAAGCCCAAGAGUGCAUCCAAGGGCCCAAUGGGACUGCUGUGGCUAUCCCUGGCGAAAAACUGCUUUGCCCCACAAUGUCCAACAUACACCAUGAUCCAGGAGCUGAUGCUGCCAAGGGACCCCAUAAAGGUCAAACGGGAGGAGGAGGCCAUGGCUUUCCUCACCUAG
Cynocephalus volans (Philippine flying lemur) is the source of this 1668-nucleotide messenger RNA. RefSeq names its product leucine rich repeat containing 71 (gene LRRC71). The record is from RefSeq and is a predicted model, not a curated record. The coding region runs from base 1 to 1668 and encodes 555 amino acids. NCBI's taxonomy places the organism in Eukaryota, Metazoa, Chordata, Mammalia, Dermoptera, Cynocephalidae. The transcript has 15 exons. Gene Ontology annotation, molecular function: protein binding.